GUGGCCGGCAGCCAGUCAGCAGCAGCAGCAGAGACGUGUCAGACCAGGUAUACUCCCUCCGCCAUAAACACUCAGAGUCUCAUGAUUCCUGAAUGACCGGUGACUGGGUUGUAAAUCACCGAAAGUACAACCUCCUCCAGCUCCACACGAGGACUUUAAGCCGAGUCUUGAAGAUAGAAGUUGAACUUUGACUCUGGAGACUUCAUAUAAAGUGGAGCAGAGGGAACAGGAGGCUAUUUUACCUUGUAACGGACGGAGUGAGACCAUGGCCACGUGGAGGACAGUGGGAGCUCUGCUGCUGAUUCUACCUGCAGUGUUGGGCCAGAAUAGCAUCAGCUGGUGCACCAUCUCAGAUGCAGAGCUGAGGAAAUGUGAGGCCAUGUCUCAGGCUUUCGCCAAAGUCUCCAUCCGUCCAUCCCUCAAAUGUGUCAGCGGCGUGACAGUGGAGGGCUGCGUUCAGAAACUGGAGAGAAAAGAAGCUGAUGCGGUUUCCAUGUAUGGACCUGACAUCUACGAGCUGGGAAAGACCGCCUCCUUCAAGAUGGCCGCCAGUGAAUCAAAGAGCGACCGCACCGGCGCCUCCUACUACGCAGUGGCCGUGGUGAAGAAAGCGGAUUCGGGCAUCAACAUCCACAACCUGGCAGGAAAGAAGAGCUGCCACACUGGGAAGGGCCGGACGGCCGGCUGGAAUAUGCCUCUGGGAUACUUCACAGACCAGGGUUACAUGUCUGUGAUGGGCUGCAAGUUCUCACAGGCUGUGGCAGAUUUCUUCAGUGCGAGCUGCAUCCCCGGCGCCAACGAGGCCGGUGACCCCACGUCUCUGUGUGAGCUGUGCAAAGGAGACGGGAGUGGAACGUUGUUCAAAUGUGACAAGAGCCCCAAGGAGAUGUACUUCAGCUAUGAAGGAGCUUUCAGAUGUCUCGCUGAGGGAACAGGACAGGUGGCCUUCAUCAAACACACAACAGUGGAGGAGAACACUGAAGGUCGAGGUCCAGAGUGGGCAAAGCUCCUGAAGUCCUCCGACUAUCAGCUGUUGUGUCGCGACGGCACCAGAGCUUCCAUCGCUCAGUGGAAAACAUGUCACAUGGUCCGCGUCCCAUUCCGAGGCAUCGUGGUCCGCAGUGAUGUCACUUCCUCCGUGGUGUUUAACAUGCUGAAGGAGGGACUGGAAAAGUCGGACUUCAACAUGUUUUCAUCUGCGGAGUACGGAGGAGGAGCGGUGCUGUUCUCCGACUCAACCACCAUGUUACAGGAGGUGGAGUCAGACGACCCCGAGAGGUGGAUGGGCCGGUACUAUUACAACGCUCUGAAAGCCAUGGACUGUAAACCAGAAGAUAAUCUGCGGUGGUGUGUGUUGUCCGGCUCCGAGCAGCAGAAGUGUGCUGACAUGGCCAAGGCCUUCAGAGUAAAGGGUCUGACUCCAGAUGUCCAGUGUGUCUAUGGAGACUCUGUGACCGACUGCAUGAGCAAAAUCAAGAACAAGGAGGCUGAUGCCGUCACUCUGGAUGGAGGAUACAUUUACACGGCAGGCAAAGACUAUGGCUUGGUCCCUGCUACUGGCGAGAGCUACACAGAGGAAAGUGAUGGCUCCAUAUACUACGCCGUGGCCGUGGUGAAGAAGAGCAGCCUUGACAUCCGGAGCCUUGAUGACCUGCGCGGCCGCCGCUCCUGUCACACGGGAUACGGUCGCUCGGCCGGCUGGAACAUCCCGGUAGCAGCGCUGAUGGAGAGGGGCCUGAUCGCCCCUCAGCACUGUGAGAUACCCCAAGCGGUGGGAGGUUUCUUCCAGCAGAGCUGUGUGCCAGGUGCCAAUCAGCCUGGCUUCCCCAGCAACCUGUGUGGUUUGUGUGCGGGAGACGCCUCAGGACAGAACAAGUGUGAGAAGGGGAAGGACCUGUAUGAUGGAUACAACGGUGCAUUCAGGUGUCUGGCAAGCGGAAACGGAGACGUGGCGUUCGUCAAGCAUUCGACCGUCUUCCAAAACACAGAUGGUAACUCUGCGGAGGCGUGGGCAGCGAACCUCCACUCCGGGGAUUUCCAGCUGCUCUGUGCUCAUGGCACUAAAGCCGAGGUCACACAGUACCGUAGCUGUAACCUGGCUCGAGUCCCUGCCCACGCUGUGAUGGUUCGGCCUGGCACCAACAUCCACGCCGUCUAUGGACUCCUGGACCGCGGACAGAUUUAUUAUAGCAACGACACAGGUGCUGGUUUCAGGAUGUUUGACUCGCAGGCCUACGAGGGCAGUGAUCUCAUCUUCAAAGACUCCACUGUUCGCCUCAUGGGGGUCGGGGACAGGAGGACCUACCAGGAGUGGCUGGGACAGGCCUACAUGGACUCACUGGUCACGAUGCAGUGUAAUUCAUCCGGUGCAGUGAUGUCCUCCGUGUGGCUGCUGCUGACGACCCUGCUCAGCCUCUUGAUGACCAACCUCUAGAUAGAAACACACAGAAUGACACAGACAAUCCUUCCUCUAUUCCCCUCCUCUUCUAAAUUCAUCCUCUUUCCUCUUCAUCCAUGACUUGGAUAUCUCCCUUCCUCCCUCCUGUGUCCCGUGUUAUUUGUCUUUCACCACUUCACCACAGUUCAUUUCAGCCACUUCAGCUUUUCUGGAGACACACUCCUUCUCUCCCUGAAUGUGUUUUUAAUUGUAAAUCUGGAUUUGAAUCGUGCUGCCGGCCAGUGUCAAUCAGGCAUCGCUACCACGUUGUUUACUGAGGGUGAGCUGCCAUAUCAGUGUGUAUGCUGCCACCUGUUACAUUGCGUUCGUGGGUAUUGGUGCCUGCCUGUCUGUCCGAAGCUUUCAUGUGAAGGUCGAAAUCAGAUCGUUGCUCUGCUGCCACUUGCUCUGUGAGUAAUGGACGAAGCCUUAUCUUAGUUCAGGCUGUGUGUUUCUAAUAGAAGCUAAUGCCAUAUCAGUGAAUAUGCACUAGUGCUGCCUCCACACAGAGCUGUGGUCAGGACGCUGUGAGGAGGAGUUUUCAUCCACAGGCUUUCGGCUUCAUGUGUUCUCCUCAAAAGACUGGCAGUGAAGGUGCAGGUGGAAUGUGAUACAAAUUCUGCAUGUCAAUAUCCUUAUGACAAUAAAAUAGUUAUACUUAGUUUCAUAAGAUGAAAACUGAAUUGUGAAUAAAAUUAAAUACUUCCUGAAUCCACAGUUAUGAAGCACUAAUCGCUACUAGACUCUUCUGACAUCUCAUGUGCUUCCUGCUGCUCGAUGCUGUUUCUGUUGUUUAACUGUUGAUUGGAUUUGUAUUUUCCUAUAUGUUGAGAUUUUCUAUUUUUUUAUGAGGUUCAGGUGCCAUAUCAGUGUAUAUGUACUGACUCAUGCCGUCAGAAACCAAUGUCUCCUUUACCCCUUGAUAUGGAAUUAUUUCUCUUGUGAAAUGAUGUCACAUGUGACUAAUAUUUAGUUGCCAGGCCAGUGCGUCUGCAUAAGUAUUGAAACAUAAAGCUUUUUUUCUCUGCAAUUUACAAAUGAAAUAAAGUUUAUGCUGAAAAAUUCA
Messenger RNA from Platichthys flesus (European flounder), 3503 nucleotides. It is a transcript of the gene meltf, whose product is annotated as melanotransferrin. The coding region runs from base 266 to 2434 and encodes 722 amino acids. Gene Ontology annotation, biological process: iron ion transport. Lineage: Eukaryota; Metazoa; Chordata; Actinopteri; Pleuronectiformes; Pleuronectidae. The record is from RefSeq and is a predicted model, not a curated record. The transcript has 16 exons. Gene Ontology annotation, cellular component: recycling endosome; extracellular region; early endosome.